AUGAUCGAGAACCACAACAGCAUCGACGCCAGCUACUCCGUCGCGGAGCGCGAGAUAGGGAAGGGCGCCUACGGGGCCGUUCGGAGAGCGACCGUGAGGGCGACCGGGGCGGUCCGCGCGGUGAAGAGCGUGCUCAAGGCGAACGCGAAGGGGUCGAUCUUGAAGCAGGAGAUCGAGAUCCUGAAGCUUGUGGAUCAUCCCAACAUUGUCAGGCUCUACGAGAUCUUCGAGGACCCCCGCUACCUGCACCUCGUCUUCGAGCUGUGCUCUGGGGGGUCUUUCAGGGACUACGUGCGCUCGUGGGGCCCGCUCAAGGAGGGCAUCGCCGUGAAGGUCAUGAAGCAGCUGAUGCAGUCCGUCUCUUACCUGCAUUCUCGCUGCAUCGUCCACCGCGACAUCAAGCCCGCGAACUGCCUGCUCCUGCAGCCGUCUUCUGGCCAGGUCGAGGCCAACAGCCUGAGGCUGUGCGACUUCGGCCUCUCGUGCAUCAUCCGCCCUGGGAAGCUGCUGAAGGCGAGGGUGGGCACUGCUGCCUUCAUGGCCCCGGAGGUGCUCAACAGGCGGUACGACGAGGGAUGCGACGUCUGGAGCUCCGGCAUCACGAUGUACGCCCUUAUCUGUGGCUAUGCGCCCUUCAGGGGCAAGACCGACGAGGACAUCCGCAAGAAGGUUGCGGAGGGGAAGAUCAUCUUCAACUCCUCCGAUUGGCUGGAGGUCUCCGAGGCCGGCAUGCGGAUAGUGAAAGUCCUGACGGCGAUGGACCCAGAUGCCCGGGUGAGCGCCACGCAGGCGCUGCAGGACGAUUGGUUCAUCACGAAUCAGAGGUUGUCCGAAGUUGCCGAGGUGCUGUUGGAACCCACCCUGCUGAAAAACCUUCGGGGCUUCCGUUCGCUGAACAAGUUCAAGAGGGCGGCUUUGCAGGUGAUCGUGAGCUUGCUGGAUGAGGCUCACAUCGGCCGGUGCAGAGAGGCGUUCAUCUGGCUAGACGAGAACGGCGAUGGCGUCCUGUCGAUCAACGAGGUGAAGGAUAAGUUGAAGCAGCUGGGCAGCACACAGGACGUCGAGGCCAUGUUCAAGACCGCGGACCAGGACAAGAACGACAGCGAUUCUGAACUGCAGGACUUCACGUACACGGAGUUCUUGGCCGCUACUUUCGACAGAUCUGCCUCUUGCAACCGUAACGUGUGCUGGGCAGCAUUCAACAUCAUGGACAUAGACGGCAACGGCUCGAUCUCGUCACAAGAGCUCUGCGACGGUCAGGUAAUAGGCCUGCUGUCCCAGGAGGAGUGCGAUGCCCUGGUGUCCAUAUUCGACAAGAACAAGGACGGCGAGAUCGACUUCAACGAGUUCUGCCACCUCAUGCAGGACGGCCAGGGCCGGGAUGAGGGCACAGGGGGGCUGCGGCAGUUGCCGCCCCUGGAGAGCAAGCGAAG
This is a messenger RNA of Prorocentrum cordatum, 1433 nucleotides long. The record is from the annotation of a GenBank genome assembly. NCBI's taxonomy places the organism in Eukaryota, Dinophyceae, Prorocentrales, Prorocentraceae.